AUGGAUUUCCUGCGACUUGAGGUCAAAGUUUUGCUCCCUGAUCAGCAACCAGACGUACGGAGUCAAGGCACCUCUAGCUCUUUAAUGAACACUGGGAUCCCCAGCAUUGAGAAUGUACAAGAACAGCCUACUGUUGUGCGGCCAACAGCGUCUUUCCUUCUACUCGUCAAGGAACCGGAGAAGACUACGGUUGCAGAAUUGUGUGCCAUGAUUAGCAGCGAAUGGGAUGAGCUUCACCCAGAUGAACCACUUGAUAUCAAGAAAAUCCUCAAUGAUGCAAGACCUCACGUUGACCUCAAUCUUCGCUGGCCUGUCUCCGAUAUUUUCAUGGAUCUCGGAGUCAAGGCAAGGGGGCACCUUCAAGAGGGCGUUGUUCGGGUAAUUCAGAAACCUUCCACGCAUCGCCGUGAGAGAUUCUCUUCUGUUGUUCAUGAUUACAAAGGCGCAUCCCGGGAGGAGACGCGGAACGCGAGAAUAACUACUAGCAAAUUACCAUUCAUUGCCGAAGCUUCAGAACCUGAUGCCUUGGUCGUCCCUGGGAAUCAGAUAGCAGAAGUUGACGUGCGACGUGAUAAGACCGAAAACCGGUCUCGAAAGCGCAAGCAGACGCCUGAAUUAGAGACCGCGCACAAAAUUGCCCGACUUCAGGACCCUCCAGCUGAACAAUCUAUUUCCCUUCGCAGCCCAGAACGAGUGCAUGGCCCAGGCCCACAGCGCUACAUGUCACGGGCGUUAAGUCCUGAGCAGAGAAGAGCAUCACAGCCUAAGUCUAAUACUAGUGGCCUUGGACUAGGUAUUACUGCGAGCCCUUCAUCGAAACGAAAUAGGACAGCUAUGGCGGAUCCCAUAUCGUCAAGUCAAGCGGUUUCUCGUGAAGCUAAGCGGGUUAUGGACGACCGUCAAAGCUCCACAGCUUCUUCAGCCGGCCAAGUGAAUGGCAUGGCUUCUGCAAACCUCACUCCCAUGGACAAACAGCAUGUACAAGAAAUUCGCGAUCUUUUAGCUCAUCCGGAGACUGUCAAUAUCAACUGUCUACCUAUCUUCCACGACCUACUCGAAAUUUAUUCAGAUAUUGAAGCUCGUGAUCCAAAGACAAGAGACUCAAGAAAGAGCGCGGAUAUGAGAAAUCUUCGCAAAAAGCUUUCGCGUCGUCGCCAGAAUCUCAGAAAUCUUGGUUUCGAAUUCAAAGAGCAUAGAAAUGAUUCCCCGACAGAGCCAGCCCUGCCCGUUUCUGACACGAAGAUCUCACGAAGGAUACCCCCUCAGAAAGGUCCCGCUACCCCCACAGGUGUCUCUAGGCCCCCUGUUCAAGGCCACCAUUCUCGGUCUACGCCGUCAGUUGUCAUCCCUGUAUUACCAACAGAAGCUGCUGAGCCCAAGGUCUCCAACAAAAAGCCAUCAGAUGACAAAAGCGAACCCGAGGAAGAAGAUGAUGGGGAGGGCCAAGACAAAAAUUCUAUCAGAGAGGAAGAGCAGGCUUCUGCCACCAAAAGCAAGGAUCAUGACGUCAAAAUCAAGAACCUGAAUCCGGCCGAGGCAGCAUCUGGUGAUGAAGACGUAGAGGAUGAAGAAGAGGACGAGGAAGAGGAAGAGGAAGGGGGAGGGAGAAGAUGA
Penicillium macrosclerotiorum is the source of this 1614-nucleotide messenger RNA. RefSeq lists its product as uncharacterized. Bases 1 to 1614 code for a protein of 537 amino acids. The transcript has a single exon. The record is from RefSeq and is a predicted model, not a curated record. NCBI's taxonomy places the organism in Eukaryota, Fungi, Ascomycota, Eurotiomycetes, Eurotiales, Aspergillaceae.